GCCGCAGCUGCGUGCCACAACAGUGACAAAGCGCAACGCGUGCGCAACUCCAGCUAACAUGGUCUACUCGCAGCUGCCGCUACGCUGCGUAUACGUCAUCUCCUGCAGCCUUUUCGUACUGGCUGCAGGCAAAGUGCCCACAGCUGCGCAUACGAAUAGCUGGCGCGAUCUGUUCUUCGGCAACAAGUGGCUGACGCCCGCGCCCUCGUCCUCGCGCCUCAGAGAAUCCAAAUUUUUACCCAUAUUCACACUAAUGCCGUAUGGCACGAGCAGCUGCGCGGCGCCGUCCGGUGAGCUGGGCAACUGCAUGGCCAACAAGGAUUGCCUACUGCGCAACGGCAUACCAGCAGGACCUUGCGGCGGUGGCUACGGCGUCUGCUGCGUAUUCCUGCAGACCUGCGGUGGUAUUAUACGUGAGAACUCCACCUACUUUGUGAAUCCGAAUCAUCCGGAUGUCUAUGACGGCACCGGCAGCUGUCAGGUGACCGUGCAGAAGAUGCAUCCGGAUAUAUGCCAGCUGCGCCUGGACCUGGACAUGUUCUCCAUAGCGCCGCCGGAGCCGGCCAAUCAUCUGUGCAAUCAGGAUCAGCUGCUAAUAUCGGGCGGCAGUCCCACGCCCACCAUAUGCGGCAGCUCCACAGGGGAUCACAUGUACAUUGACGCUGGCCUGGGGCAGAGCAAUCCCAUUGUGCUGUCCGUGAUAACCAGCGCCAGUUUUCCGCGUCUGUGGCGCGUGCGCGUCACCCAGAUCCACUGCGGCAGCAUCAGCCGGGCGGAUCAGGGCUGCCUGCAGUACUUCACAGCCAUCAGUGGGCGUGUGCGCAGCUUCAACUACAACACGGUGGCCGGGCGACAGCUCUCCAAUCAGGACUACAGCAUCUGCAUACGCAACGAGCGCAAUUUCUGCGGCAUUCAGUACAACGCGUGCCCCGAUCUGGAGAACAAUCGCUCGCGUGCUUUCACCAUAAGCGGCAACUCGAACAAUCCGGUGCCCACUCUGGUGGGCGGUGGUGGUGGUGCGAACGGCGGCUCGCCCACCAGUGGCUGCACCAGCGAUUGGCUGCUCAUCGGCUGCAUACGCUCCGCGGAUCGCAUACCCCCGCUGCCAGGCUGCGAGGAUCGCGUGUGCGGCGGCACCUUCAGCGCCGAGGCGGGCAUGUUGGCCAAGACGGUGCAAUCCAGCGUGCGUCCCUUUCGCCUGUAUUUCCACACGGAUGGCGUCGAGGCGCCCAAUGACAUCGACAAUCGCGGCUUCUGCCUCGACUACGUGCAGCAGCCCUGCACGAAUGGCUUCUGAAUG
Molecule: messenger RNA, 1300 nt
Organism: Drosophila arizonae
Lineage: Eukaryota; Metazoa; Arthropoda; Insecta; Diptera; Drosophilidae
Source: RefSeq, a predicted model, not a curated record